CUGCGCACGCUCAGCUGCGCAUUGAAAGUCCUCCUCCGGUAACCACGGUGCCGUCCCGCGAGAAACUUUUCCCUGAAGUCUGGAGACAGCGAAGCAUGGGCCGCUGCGGAGACAGCUGACAGGCGGAGGGUGAGUCCCACCCGUGUCCGGAGCAGCCCCGGGAGGCUUUCCACGCUUUAACGAUUCGGGCUGGAGACCGUUGGAAAAAGCUCGUGACUGGAGAGCGUGUUACACCGGCAAAGAUAUGAGCUCGAAGCCGAAACCAGAGAGCGGGGCGGGGGAGGCAGAGGGCCCCGACGGAGGCUGGGGCUGGGUGCUGGUGGCCGCCUUGUUCCUCAGCACGAGCCUGGUGUUCGGCGUGAUGCGCAGCUUGGGCAUCUUCUUCGUGGAGUUCGUCCAGUACUUUGAGGAGAGCGCUCAGGCCAUCUCCUGGAUCUCGUCCACCGGCCUGGCGGCGCAGCAGUUCUUCAGUCCUUUGGGGGCCGCGCUGUGUAACGCCUAUAAUGCCAGGGUGGUGGUGAUGGCCGGAGGCUUUCUCACUGCACUGGGCUUCAUACUCGCCUCGCAGGCCACCUGCCUUGUUCACCUCUACCUCACCAUGGGUUUAAUUUCAGGUCUGGGCUGGGGGCUGGUCUUCACCCCCAUGGUGGCCACAGUCAUGGCGAACUUCACCCGCCGACGGACCCUGGCUCUGGGCCUGGGCUUCUCCAGCAUCGGCCUCUCUUCCUUUGCCUUCAACCCGCUCUUCCAGCUGCUGGUGGAGACGUACGCCUGGCGGGGCGCCCUGCUCAUCCUGGGCGGCCUCAGCCUGAACAUCGUGCCCUGCGGAGCCCUCAUCCGCCCGCAGCGGCCGCCCAAAGCCCCCGCCAAGCUCGUGGACUCUCAGAGGAGGCCGUCGUGUGCUGAGGUGCUGCAGAGGGUGUCGUCCUACCUGGAGCUGUCGCUGCUCUGCGAGAGGCCCUACCUCACCUACACGCUGGCCAUUUCUCUCUUCAACGUGGGCUACUUCGUGCCCUAUUUCCACCUGGUGGCUCACAGCCGCCUGGCCGGCUUCUCGGAGUACCACGCCGCGUUUGUCAUGUCCGCCGCGGGCGCCACCGACAUCCUGGGGCGGAUCGCGUCCGGCUGGUUCUCGGACCUGGGCCACUUUCGGCUGAUCCAUCUGCUCAGCGCGUGGACGGCCCUGGCGGGGACCUUCAUCAUGCUGCUGCCCGUCAGCUCCCUGACCGGGUCCUACGCCGCCCUGGUGGCCAUCAGCCUGCUGUACGGCUUCUGCUCCGGAGCCCUGACCUCCCUGGCGUUCGCCGUGGUGCCGAAGAUCGUGGGCGUGGAGCGCACCAUGGGGGGCCUGGGGCUGCUGCAGCUCAUAGAGAGCGGCGCCGGUCUGCUGGGGGGGCCCCUGUCAGGCUUGCUGAAGGACAUCACCGGUAACUACGUGGCCUCCUUUAUAGUUGCGGGCUCUUUCCUGAUUCUGGGCACCCUCACCAUGGGCACCCUGCCUCACUUCUUCUCCUGCACGGACCUGCCGCCCCCGCGGCGGCGCCCUCCGGCCGACCCAAGUGCACGUCCAGAGCUGCAGCAGAUGGACACUGGAACAGCCAGACAGGUGAAAUGACCACCCUCCUUUUUUGCUUUUUCGGAGGACAUCAUCAACAUUUUGAUGCACCGGUUGGCGAACUGCAAAAUACCUCAGAGGCUCACAUCUGAAGUGGCGAGAGUUGCCUCCUGAAAUCUGCUGACGAGGCGAGAAAAACUCCUUUAAGCUCACUUUAACACGACAGGGAAGUUGUCAGCUCCUGUCUUUCUAGUUCAGGUCAACUUGAAGUGAGUCUGCUGCUGGAAGAGUCUCCAGUUUAAGUGUUGCACUUUUAUAUUUAGCUGUGUUCAUCCAAAUAUAAUUGGUUUCUCUGCACACUAUCUCCAAAGAGGUGCACAAUUAGCUGCACGUCAGUGAUAUUUCAAGAGAUUUAGUAAAAGAAAACAAAAGUAGGAACAGAACAUUAUUUUUAUUUAGAAGUAAUUUAUAGGAAUUUGCACCUUGAUUACAUAAUAAAAUUUACACAACUCUUAGAUUUUAAAUUGUGGUCCUUUGUAAUUUUAAAGAUGGUCUUUUUUAUUUUUUCUAGAAUGAUUUCUUUUUAAGAUUGUUUAAUAAUCAAAGUGACUAAGCCAAAUGAUACACUGUAAACCAGUAGGAGCUUCAGCUUUAGCCUCUGUGCUGGUCUUGUCCCUCUAAUGUGUGCUGUACUGCUACUACGCCGUUAGCUUCUGCAGAUCUAUGCAUUAGGAGAGUGCUUACUAAUUUAUUAUGCAAAGCUCAGAAAAGCUAAAACCCUUCGUAGCCUCAGGAAUUUCUCCUUCAUGUUGCUCUGCAAGAGUACAAGACUGUGUUUUCUCAAGUGCACUUUUGGGUGAUGCAUUAAUUGUUUGCUUAAGCUCUGUGAACUUCUGUAACCAUAAGCCUUUGUGCACUGGGGGAGUUUGGCUUUGGAGGCAGCUGGAUUAACACCAUGUUUGAAGCAAGAACAGGGUCACUGUGAACUGACACACUGAGCUGUUGCAAUAAAACAGGCGUUUGGUUAAUGCUUAACGCAGGUCAAGUAAUCAUUGCAGGUAAAAAAAGGUUGUCAUACAUCUGAAAUGUAUUUUAUUUUCCUCAAACUCUGACCUUCUACUCUGGCUGUUGUUUUAAUCUGUCUUUUCUUAAACCAGUGAGGUGCUCUCUGGAACAAUCAACUCUUGGCGCCCUCUGUUGGGCUUCUGUAAAUUCAUUUAAAAAGAAUAGUUUCAUAAAUAGAGAUGGGAACUCAACGAUUAAAAACACUG
Molecule: messenger RNA, 2826 nt
Organism: Menidia menidia (Atlantic silverside)
Lineage: Eukaryota; Metazoa; Chordata; Actinopteri; Atheriniformes; Atherinopsidae
Source: the annotation of a GenBank genome assembly